Messenger RNA from Durusdinium trenchii, 315 nucleotides. Lineage: Eukaryota; Dinophyceae; Suessiales; Symbiodiniaceae. The record is from the annotation of a GenBank genome assembly.
AUGGGCACCGUGGUCAGAGAGUGCAAGGCAUCUUCCAUGUUUGGCCAGCGCCAAGCACCCCUUCGUGCGCAGCCGGUGACUGACGAGAUGCGCCAGCGCGUGUCCACCCUGAGGGCCUUGGGCCUUGAACCGCCCAGUGCUCGAAGCCUGCGCAGCUUUGCCCUGCGGAGUGGCGGACCAUUGGCACCGCGCCAGGUCGAGCUCAAUGCCCUGGAGGGGAGUCGCCUUCGACAGAGUGGUCAACCUAAAACACAGGAGCCACGCGAGGGCCUUCCGGCACCGGACAUGCCGCCCUCUUCUCCUUCAACUGGUUGA